AUACGUUCAUACCCAAAGAAGGCGAAGGGAGGGGUUUUUGUCUCGCGGAGUAAACACAAGACAAGGCGUGAUAGAGUGCGUUUUUGUCUGUGUGGUGAGUGAGAGUCACAGAGUAAUUGAGAAUUUCAAAUAUUGGUUAACAAAAAAAAAAAGAAUAAGGGACCGUUGCGACUCGCUCGCGCCAUGGAGAAGGAGAAGGAGAAGGAGACGCAGAAUGAGCGCCACCACGCCAAGACACUCAUCUGUGCCCUCAACCUUCUCUCGCGCGACCUCCCUCUCCCUCCUCAUAUUCUCAAUUCCGUCUCUUCCAUCUACCGCAAUCAUGAUGAUGGAGGUAAUUCUGGAGAGGACUUGAUAUUGGAUCUUGAAGAUGCACUGUCGAAGCAGCGUCCAAACUGCGUGUCUGGUUUUAAACUAGAGAAAGCAAGGGAAAGUCGGUAUCGAAGUCAGAUUCAGCAUCGAUUGAAUGAUCUUCAAGAAUUGCCUUCAAGCCGGGGAGAGGACCUGCAGACAAAAUGCUUGCUUGAACUUUAUGGACUAAAGCUUGCAGAGUUGCAGAUGAAGGUUCGUACUGAUGUGAGUUCUGAAUACUGGCUCAAUGCUAAGUGUGCUUAUCCGGACAGGCAAUUGUUUGAUUGGGGCAUGAUGAGGCUGCGUCGUCCAUUAUAUGGGGUUGGAGAUCCAUUUGCCAUGGAUGCUGAUGAUCAAUUAAGGAAGAAACGGGAGGCCGAGAGACUAUCAAGAUUAGAAGAAAAGGAGAAAAAUCAUAUAGAGACUAGAACAAGGAAAUUUUUUGCAGAAAUACUCAACACUGUCCGUGAGUUCCAAUUACAAAUUCAAGCUUCUUUGAAGAGGAGAAAACAGAGGAAUGAUGGUGUCCAGGCAUGGCAUGGAAGACAAAGACAACGAGCAACUCGGGCAGAGAAAUUGAGGUUCCAAGCCUUGAAGGCUGAUGAUCAAGAAGCGUACAUGAGAAUGGUGAAAGAGAGUAAGAAUGAGAGAUUAACUUUGCUUCUUGAAGAAACAAAUAAACUACUAGUAAAUUUAGGAGCAGCUGUUCAACGUCAAAAAGACAAAAAGUAUUCAGAUGGUAUUGAGCCAUUGGAAGAUUCUGAAGCAGAUUUACCAGAGUCAGAAAAGAAUGGAAUUUCUAAGGAGUCACCUAUUGAUGAAGACGAUAUGAUCGAUUCUGAUCAUAAUGGUGAUUCCAGUGAUUUACUUGAGGGUCAGCGGCAAUACAAUUCUGCCAUACAUUCAAUUCAAGAAAAGGUGACUGAGCAACCAUCUAUUCUUCAAGGUGGAGAGUUAAGACCAUACCAGAUAGAGGGGCUCCAGUGGAUGCUUUCUUUGUUCAAUAACAAUUUAAAUGGAAUUUUGGCUGAUGAAAUGGGGCUUGGGAAGACGAUACAAACAAUUUCGCUUAUAGCAUAUCUUAUGGAAAACAAGGGUGUUACCGGUCCCCACUUGAUUGUUGCUCCAAAGGCAGUUCUGCCAAAUUGGGUCAAUGAAUUCACAACAUGGGUUCCUAGCAUCACAGCUAUUCUUUAUGACGGACGGCUGGAUGAGAGGAAGGCAAUGAAGGAAGAGUUAUCAGGGGAGGGGAAAUUCAAUGUUUUAUUGACUCACUAUGAUCUUAUAAUGAGAGAUAAAGCAUUUCUCAAGAAAAUUCAAUGGAAGUACUUGAUUGUGGAUGAAGGGCACCGGUUGAAAAACCAUGAGUCUGCUCUGGCAAGAACCUUGGACAAUGGUUAUCACAUCCAACGAAGACUCCUGUUGACUGGUACCCCAAUUCAGAACAGUUUGCAGGAGUUGUGGUCUUUGCUUAAUUUUCUCCUUCCAAACAUUUUUAACUCGGUUCAAAAUUUCGAGGACUGGUUUAAUGCCCCCUUUGCAGACCGAGUUGAUGUCUCCCUCACCGAUGAGGAACAACUAUUGAUCAUCCGGCGCCUGCAUCAAGUAAUAAGGCCCUUCAUAUUAAGAAGGAAAAAAGAUGAGGUGGAAAAAUUUCUUCCUGGGAAAUCUCAGGUCAUACUCAAAUGUGAUAUGUCAGCCUGGCAGAAAGUAUAUUAUCAACAAGUUACAGAUGUAGGCAGAGUUGGGUUGGACAACGGUUCUGGAAAGUCAAAAAGUCUACAAAAUUUAACAAUGCAACUCAGAAAGUGUUGUAACCAUCCCUACCUAUUCGUGGGAGAAUAUGAUAUGUAUAAACGUAAGGAGGAGAUUGUUAGAGCAUCAGGUAAGUUUGAACUUCUUGACCGUUUGCUCCCAAAACUUCGCAGAGCUGGUCACAGAGUCCUCCUUUUCUCACAAAUGACUCGACUUAUGGACAUUCUUGAAAUCUAUUUACGACUUCAUGAUUUUAAGUAUCUUAGACUUGAUGGUUCAACAAAAACUGAGGAAAGAGGCAAUCUUCUAAGGAAAUUUAAUGCUCCUGACUCCCCAUACUUUAUGUUUCUCUUGAGCACCCGUGCUGGAGGUCUUGGUUUGAACUUGCAAACAGCAGAUACUGUUAUAAUCUUUGAUAGCGAUUGGAAUCCACAAAUGGAUCAACAAGCCGAGGACCGAGCACAUCGCAUUGGACAGAAAAAGGAAGUUAGGGUUUUUGUUUUGGUUAGUGUAGGAUCAAUUGAAGAGGUGAUUCUAGAGCGUGCAAAACAAAAAAUGGGCAUUGAUGCCAAAGUUAUCCAAGCAGGACUUUUCAACACAACUUCGACAGCCCAGGACAGAAGAGAAAUGUUAGAAGAGAUUAUGCGCAGAGGUACAAGCUCACUUGGGACAGAUGUGCCGAGUGAGAGAGAAAUUAACCGUCUUGCUGCCCGAUCUGACGAGGAGUUUUGGCUGUUUGAGAAAAUGGAUGAAGAGAGAAGACAAAAGGAAAAUUACAGAUCCCGUCUCAUGGAAGAACACGAAUUGCCAGAUUGGGUAUAUUCUCCAAUUAACAAGGAUGAUAAGUCCAAAGAUUUCAACAGUGCUGUCACUGGAAAACGGAAAAGAAAAGAAGUGGUAUACGCAGAUACGUUGAGUGAUCUGCAAUGGAUGAAGGCUGUGGAGAACGGAGAAGACAUAUCAAAGUUUUCAGCUAAAGGAAAAAGAAGAGACCACCACUCAUCUGACAGCAUUGCUCAAGCCAGCGAUAACACAGUAGCAGAAGAAAGUUUAGAGUUGAGGACUGAAAGUGUUCCUAUGACAAACGAUCGCACGAGUGAAGAUAGUUUCCAUGUGACCCCUUCUUCAAAGAGAUUCAAAUCUGAAGGAACGAAUUUCCUGAAACAUACAUACGAGGAUGUUGGAAGUGGUUUGAACCACCAUGUGUUAUCAUGGAAUACUCACAAAAAGAAGAGGUCAAGUUUUCUGGGCCAGGGUUCAUUAUCUGAUGCCAGAGGGCAUUCUUCCAAUGGAAGAGCAAACUGGAACUGAUUUGAGUUUAAUUAGUCAUUGCCUAUGGGUGCCAGAAUUUUGCACAACUAUUGAUUGUGAUUCUGCGAGAAGAUCUUAGGGCAAAAAAGACAAGGAACUUUCGUGUAUUAGGCCAGAUUUUUCUAUUAUGUAUGCAACAUCCAUAUUUAGCUAAAAAAGUUAAUGAAAGAAAAUAUUCGAGGCUAAGUUA
Vigna umbellata (rice bean) is the source of this 3607-nucleotide messenger RNA. RefSeq names its product putative ATP-dependent DNA helicase CHR12. Lineage: Eukaryota; Viridiplantae; Streptophyta; Magnoliopsida; Fabales; Fabaceae. The record is from RefSeq and is a predicted model, not a curated record. Gene Ontology annotation, molecular function: ATP binding; histone binding.